Molecule: messenger RNA, 351 nt
Organism: Choloepus didactylus (southern two-toed sloth)
Lineage: Eukaryota; Metazoa; Chordata; Mammalia; Pilosa; Megalonychidae
Product: DPH3 homolog
Exons: 2
Coding region: 1-351 (116 amino acids)
Biological process (GO): protein histidyl modification to diphthamide
Molecular function (GO): metal ion binding
Source: RefSeq, a predicted model, not a curated record
AUGUCAGCCUACCCCAACACAGGUGUCAGGGUCCUCACCAGAGGCACAACUCACACAGCACUGGAUGGAAUGUUUUACUCACAUAGAAAAGAGACAGAGCAAGUAACACCUCAUGGUGAGGUGGAGAUCAAGGACUUCCAGUACGACAAUGAGGACUCAGAGAUGUAUUUCUACCCCUGCCCAUGUGGGAAUAAUUUUUCCAUCACCAAGGCAGAUUUGGAGAAUGAAGAAGACAUGAUAACAUGUCCUAGCUGCUCUCUCAUUAUAAAAGUGAUUUAUGACAAAGAUCAGGUUAUGUGUGGAGAAACAAUCCCAGCACAUUCCACCAACAAAGAAUUAGUUAAAUGCUGA